Cryptomeria japonica (Japanese cedar) is the source of this 960-nucleotide messenger RNA. Its product is annotated as F-box/kelch-repeat protein At1g55270-like. The record is from RefSeq and is a predicted model, not a curated record. The coding region runs from base 1 to 960 and encodes 319 amino acids. NCBI's taxonomy places the organism in Eukaryota, Viridiplantae, Streptophyta, Pinopsida, Cupressales, Cupressaceae. The transcript has a single exon. Gene Ontology annotation, molecular function: protein binding.
AUGGAGGAGACUCUCAUUCCUGGAUUGCCUUACGACGUGAGCUUGCAAAUUCUGGCGAGAGUGCCAAGGCAAUUUUACUCUCAAUCUAUGUCCAAAGUUUCUCUCUCCUGGAGGGAAGCUGUAAUAAGUCGUACUCUUUUCGCCCAGAGAAAAUGUCUGCAGGUAACGGAAUCGUGGGUUUACACAGCUGUGGUGUGCGAGCGUGGGAAUCGACCCUACAUCCUCUGGUUCGCCAGGAAUGCAGCUGUACAGGAUUCAGAGUCGUGGCCGUUGCCGUUAAUGGGGGAAGAACACAGACCUAUCUGUGGGUUCAGCUGCGCAGUAAUUGGCGAUCUACUGUUUGUAAUUGGCGGCUGUGAAUGGCAGAGCAAUUGUACCAAUUUUCCGGCGACCAACAAAGUGAGCGUCUUCAACGCCCGUACAAAUCGGUGGAGUUGCGUGGAGGGCAUGAAAGAUGCCCGGGCAAAUUUUGCAUGUGGAGUAGUUAACGGGAAGGUUUAUGUUGCAGGUGGAGAGAGCUCCGUUGAUGUGGGUGCCCAGAAUUCUGAGUAUACAGAGUGUAAUUGUCUAAAAUCUAGUGAAAUUUAUGAUCCAUUGACGAACAAGUGGGAGGGUGUGAGGGAUAUGAUUCAUGCCAUGCAUUUUGUGAGAGGGCGAGUGGUGGACAACAAAUUUAGGGUUUGUGGCUUCGCUUGUGAAGGGGAUUUGCAAUUCUGUGAAGUUGCAGAGGCAUUGGAAGAAGCAGAGAUGAAGUGGGUACAACUUCUUCAUGGGGAAAGUGAAAGUGACGUUUCGUUGCUCGAGACGGAUUGUGAGUCUCAAUUAGGAAAGGUAAUUGAAAAUGACUCUGCUCUCAUUGCGUCGUUGUCUAAUGCAUUUGUUGAUGUGGAAAAUGAGGAAGAAAUGGAGGAUUUUGAAUGUGGACGCAAUCUGCGAGGCAGUAUUGUAAUAGCGCUGUGA